GCUAUGGUUCGUGUGGUGAGCGUAAACCUUGACUUCCUGAAACUGAUUUUUUUGGGGAGACGAUGGGAUUUUGCACGAAAUAGUUAUCUAUAUUCAACGUGCAUAAAGUGCCGAAGCCAUACGUGCCGGCUUUGAGACACAGAUCGAAGCUGAGCCAUGAGCGCUGACGAGCGAAAUCCGGCCGCCACACCCACCCCCUGUGAGGAUACCCAAGGAGACGGACGAUGGAUGUCGAUGCACCACCGCUUCCUGUCCGACAGCAAAGACAAAGAACCCGACGUCCUCUUUGUUGGCGACUUUCUGGUGCAGCUCAUGCAUCAGUUUGGAGUGUGGCGGCAACUCUUCUCCCCACUCCACGCCCUCAAUUUCGGGGUGGGCUGUGAUGCCACCCAGCACGUGCUCUGGAGACUGACCAACGGUGAACUGGACCACAUCAGCCCAAAGAUCGUCGUGCUGUGGGUGGGGACUCAAAAUCGCGGACAUACCGCAGAGCAGAUCUGCGGCGGCAUCAUGGAAAUCGUCCAAGUGGUCAAGAACAAGCUGCCGCACGCUCACACGCUCGUACUCGGACUCCUACCGAGAGGUAAAUCCCCGAACCCUCUGCGGGAGCGAAACGCCAAGGUGAACCAGUUGGUGCGGGAAGCCGUCGCCUACCUGCCUCACGCCUCCUUCUUGAACGUGGACCCGGGCUUUGUGCACUCCAACGGCAGCAUCUCCCACCAGGACAUGUACGACUACCUUCACCUCAGCCCGCAGGCCUACCAGGCGGUGUGCGAGCCUCUGCAUGCUCACCUCAAGUCCAUGCUAGACAAAUCUGCUGAGAACUGAGGAAGACGCGUGUGCGUGCACACACACAUACACACAUAUAUACACACAUUGACGAAUCGCACCGGUCCUUCACACUCUGCUAGCUUAGCAAGAAUGAUGUAAAGAAUCGAUGACGACGCGCCCGUGGGCGUUGUGGUUUUCAAUCACUGUUACAGGUAACGGGACCAAAACGCUUAGUGAAACAAUAUGUGAAACGCUAGAGAGAAAGAGUAAUGUCCCGCUUCAGUCCCCAUAAAGCUCCCCCGCCUGUUUUCGUCCUGUGUUUACCUUCUGUAUAUGACGUCAUCAUUGUCCUCAAAGCACUUUUUGCUGCAGCUUAUUAUAUUUCAAAGCAACAGAUGAGAGGCUGUUACGUGUCUUGUGUCGGGAGGCCCCGCUUGAAUUUGGCCCUUAGGAAUAUUUCACUGCUUCCAUUUCUGAGCAACGUAAGCUGAGAAAAUGAAUUAAAAGAGAGACAGCAGCA
This is a messenger RNA of Hippocampus comes (tiger tail seahorse), 1291 nucleotides long. It is a transcript of the gene pafah1b3, whose product is annotated as platelet-activating factor acetylhydrolase, isoform Ib, gamma subunit. Gene Ontology annotation, cellular component: cytoplasm. Lineage: Eukaryota; Metazoa; Chordata; Actinopteri; Syngnathiformes; Syngnathidae. Bases 157 to 828 code for a protein of 223 amino acids. Gene Ontology annotation, molecular function: platelet-activating factor acetyltransferase activity. The record is from RefSeq and is a predicted model, not a curated record. The transcript is spliced from 6 exons.